Drosophila ananassae is the source of this 4452-nucleotide messenger RNA. Its product is annotated as GATA zinc finger domain-containing protein 14. The record is from RefSeq and is a predicted model, not a curated record. The transcript has 3 exons. The coding region runs from base 879 to 3992 and encodes 1037 amino acids. Gene Ontology annotation, molecular function: RNA binding. Gene Ontology annotation, cellular component: ribonucleoprotein complex; nucleoplasm. Gene Ontology annotation, biological process: regulation of RNA splicing. Lineage: Eukaryota; Metazoa; Arthropoda; Insecta; Diptera; Drosophilidae.
UGACAUUCGUCGUAUACGGUCACACUGCUGGUCGCAGUCGCCAUAUUGUUUUUUGUUUUUGUCACCAACACAGACGCAGAGACUUAAUUUUCAAUUACAGCAUUAUUUCGUGUAGCUGCCAGGAAAUCACAAUUUUCAGCCGAUCUACUACAGGAAUUGUCGAAAUAAAUAUAUAGCGCUUGUCUCAAAACGAACCCAUCUGUCUUUGUGCAUUACUAGUCCCGAAUAGAUUGCGUUUUGUGAGGUUUUGCGUGGUGAGUAAAAGUUCAUUGAAUAAAUCAGUACUCGUACUUAGAGGCAACGACGUCCCCCUCGUCCAUUCGCUUCGCUUGCCUACUCUUCUUGCGCGGAGAUGUCUCGACUGCAAGCUACAACUACACCACAACACCAACAAGCUAUCGGAGUGUGCUUUAAAAUAAUAACAAAGAUAAAAUAGUGUGAUUUUUAAUUAAGAACAGGCCACUGUCGAAAGUGUCGAAAGUUGAAUAUCGAUUUAUCCCGCAGUGCUUGUUUCUAAUUGCUUUUGUGUGCAUCGCUUCAAUAGGAUGGUGUCUAUCAAAGGAUGCUAAGGGGCCAGAUUUGUGAUUAAGUACAGUUGAUAGGUCAACAAUGACGUGUUUCGUAAUUCACAUAUUGCAAGUGAGGCUUCGGUUACAGGGGUUGCUGUAAUUCAGGUUUUUUUUCAGACCCUCGGACUACAAUUGAAGGCAAUGGACUACUUAUGAUCAACCCCAGAGGAUUUCAGUUCUGUCACCGUCUGACCGUCAAGGAUCGUCAGUUUAGCGUUCGUGGAUAUCCUCCCAUCCCAGACAGCGCGUGCCUCUCUGUCUGUACUAAAAAAGAAAUAAAUUGAAAAUCAAAUCAAAUUGAUUGUCAAGAUGAGUGUGAUUAUUCGGUUACAAAAUUUGCCGUGGACGGCGAAUGCCCGCGACAUUCGAAACUUCUUCUCGGGCCUAGCGAUUCCAGAGGGCGGUGUCCACAUAAUCGGCGGCGAGAUGGGCGACGCGUUCAUCGCUUUCAGCACCGACGAGGACGCCCGCUGUGCCAUGCUAAAGGAUCGCGAGAAACUGAUGGAGAUCCAGGUUCGUUUGCUCCUCUCCUCGCGGGCCGAAAUGCAGAAGGUUAUCGAAACGGCUCGCAAGGGGCCCACAUCCGCUCCAGCCGCUGUUGUGGCUCCAAUCACUGUACCCGUUCCCAUACCCGUGGCAGUGCCCAAGCCCACCAUGGUUGCUGCUCCUCCCCAGCCCCCGAUUAUUGGUGGUCUUAGCAGUUUUCUGACACAGACCAAGGCCAAUACCGUGCCAAUGGGCAUUCCCUCCUUUCUCGCCUACCAACAGCAGGCCGGCGUUACCCUGGCAGAGGUGACGGGUCGCCGUAGCCGCAGUCGCUCCUCCAGCUCGGAUGACAGUGAGCGGGAACGAGAGAGGGAGCGGGAGCGGGAGCGUGAGAGGGAACGGGAUCGGGAGCGCGAACGAGAACGGGAACGGGAACGUGAACGUGGAAGAAAGCGCCGCUCGGAACGGGCGGACAGCAGGGAAAGGGAAUCAAAGUUGGCCACCGGCGCAAGUUCUGUUCCCUCGCCAUGGGGACCGCCAGUUCAGAAUGGCCUGAGCCCGGGCAGCCUUACCAUGGGGCUGAGCCUCAACUUGCCGACGGUGAUACCCUCGUUUCAGAGCUACACCACCAGCAACACCACCAACAGCACCUCCAACAAUGUGACCAACAACUACAAUCUCCAUUCGAGUAUUCCGACUCAGCAGCUGAUAGCUGCACUGCAGCAGGUAGCAUCCGGCAGUCCGGGCCAAGUUCAGGCUGUGGAGCCCGCCAAAGCCGAGCCGGAGCCCAUUGCCUUUGCCAGUGUUAAUCCGUAUGCCCAGAUGUACCCGCAACUCUUCCAGCAGCAGCAGUUGCUGCUCCAACAGCAGCAAACCGCAUCGAAGGUAUCGCCUUCCGUUGGAAUGUCGCCGGGAAGCACAGGAGGAAGUAAUGCUGCCCUGCCCGUGGCGGAUACAUGCUAUAUCCGGAUGAACAGCUUGUGUCCCAGCACAUCGUACAGCGACAUCCGCAAGUACUUUCAGGGACUAUAUAUUCCACACAAUGGAAUCAAGAUCAUGCAGGUGAAUGGCAAUCGCACGGGAGUGGCCUACGUUGAGUUCUCCAGGGUGUCGAGUGCCCAAAAGGCACUACAAAGGAACAACACAAUGUUCCGGGAUCGCCAGAUUCAGAUAACCCCAGUUGGGGACGAGGAAUUCGAGCAGGCGGAGGAACGCACCCAGAACAGCGAAGGCGGAAAAAGGAAUCAGAACUCUGGUGGCGGUGCAGGUGGUGAGAGGAGCGACAGGAGUCGAGGAAGUGGAUCGAGUGGUGGUUUAAAUAUUCCCAAUCCUAGCACCAAUGUCCUGUUUGUGGAAGAUCUGCCACAGCUCACCACCGAACAUGAGAUCAUGAAGAUGUUCUCCUCCAACUACACCAUUGUGGAUAUCCUCUUGUCCCCCAGUCCGAACAAUCGCCGCGAAUGUGUGGCCUUCGUCCUGUUUGCGAGGGAGUCGGAAGCCCAAUCGGCUCUGGAGGAUACCUCCAAGCACUACAUCGGUUUCCGGCAGCUCAGGGUGAGGCCGAGCAGCCAAGCUGAGAUGAUGAACGCCAAGGAGAAGCUGCGCCGAGCCAACGAACAGCUGCUCAAAGAGGAAGCCGAUCAGCGGGAGGAGUUGCUCAGGGAUCAGCAGAGAAGGCAACAGCAGAUGCAGCAACAACAGCAGGAGCAGGAACAGGAGCGUGAAAAUAGCCAGGAGAGCAGGUACCACAACAGCGAUCCAAGGAGACGGCAUGCAGAGGAGCAGAACCAUCAUCAACAGCAGAUGUCCAUGAAUCACAACCAGAACAUGAGCUCCAGUAUGAUGCAAGCCUUUUCCAAUGGAGGUAAUAACGGGGUGGACAUGAUGGCCUUCAACAUGCCCCCACAACACCACCAAAACGGCGGCAACAUGUACCCCUUCAACAUGAAUAACAACAACAAUGAACCCAUGGACAAUGGAUCCGACGGCGGAGGUGGCAACAACGGUCCCCAGAGGCCACGGCAGGAGGAUGUCUUUGUGCGGGUCCACAACUGCGAGUACAGCACCCGACUCAAUGAGCUUGGAAAGCUGUUCACCGCGGAGCAGCUGCGUGUGGAGCACAUAGAGCCGUUGUUCAAUGAUCGCAAUCAGAGUUCUGGGGAAUUCAUCGUAGAGUUCCAAGAUCCCACCAGUGCUAAGCAGGCUGUUAGGGAAUUUCAUAAUCGCCGCUUCCGCGGAAGAGGUCUUCGGGUGGUUUCCAUCACGCCGCAAGAAAUCGCCGACAAGAUGAAUAAGCCUUUUAUGGACUAUCUUCCUGGGGGAAACGGUCAUCGGCAAAUGGAGAGCAAUAGUGGUAGCUCCGGAAACGGAAACAAUGGCAACUCAAGCAGUGGUGGAUCUGGGGGUGCUGGUCAGGUGUCCCAAGGAUCGCGACGACGCGGUCCCAGUCGCUUCGACGACAUCAGCAAUCGCACUACUAACAAUUCGCAGCAACCAGAGAAGAAUAUAUCUCCGGAAAGACGAGAAAAUAGCAAUGGUGGAUCAUCAAACCCCCCCAAGCAACAUUUCAAUCCUUUUGCGCGUCCCGAUCCUUCCCUAAGUGGUAACAACUCCCCGCCACACAACCAGAAAUCCAGUCUAGGCCAUGGAAAUCUAGAACCGACGCCCUCAUCCAUAAUCUCGGACAAGUUCAGCCGACCCGGGUGUGUAGUGGCCAUGCGUAAUGUUCCGUUUAAAGCGGAACUGAAGGACAUUCUGCGCUUCUUUGGGGACUACAAGUUGAGUCCAGACGACAUCAUCAGGCGGUUCAAUGACGAUGGCAAACCAACCGGCGACACGCGGGUGGCCUUUGAAUCUCCGGCCGAAGCACGUUCCGCCUACGAAUCCCGGCGAAGAAAGCAAAUCUUCAACCGCAAUGUCUACCUGGACCUUGUAUAGGCUGCUUCUUAAGCCACUGGCCACUGGCCACUGUAUUGUAAAUAUUAUUAGUAAUUUUAAGCGAAAAACACCAAAACUACAGAUUGUAUGUACAUAGUUUUAUUUGAAAAAAUCGAAAUAUAAAAUGUAUAAAUAUACAAAAAUGAUAUUAAACCUAUUUAGGAGAUGAAGAAAUGUAUCUACCCAAACAUUUAUAAAAAAAUCUCCAAACUUUUAAUUAUUUCUGUUAUAAUGCCAUAAUGUACGUGUUCAAAAAUAAAAUACCAUAUUAGCAAUAAGUUCGAUUAGUUUGGACGAUCACCAAUUAUACAUCUUAGCAGUACAUUUAAACCAGACUUGUUUACCAAUUGUAAUUCUGAUUAUUCGGAAAAUAAACUACACGCAUAAAAUAUAAAAAUACAAAAUUGAACUUUUGAUCCAUCAUCAGCACAAAAGCGGCAUGGACACACAAAAUCAGACA